Suncus etruscus (white-toothed pygmy shrew) is the source of this 2306-nucleotide messenger RNA. RefSeq names its product ribophorin II (gene RPN2). The record is from RefSeq and is a predicted model, not a curated record. Gene Ontology annotation, cellular component: membrane; oligosaccharyltransferase complex. The coding region runs from base 14 to 1957 and encodes 647 amino acids. NCBI's taxonomy places the organism in Eukaryota, Metazoa, Chordata, Mammalia, Eulipotyphla, Soricidae. Gene Ontology annotation, biological process: protein N-linked glycosylation. The transcript is spliced from 18 exons.
UCCGCUCGGAGGAAUGGCGUCGCCGGGUUCAAGGACUGUCUUCCUGUUGGCCCUGACCAUCAUAGCCAGCGCCCAGGCUUUGAUGCUCAGUCACUACCUCAGCCAGCAUGACGUGGAGAGACUGAAGGCCUCACUGGACCGCCCUUUCCAGAAUCUAGAAUCUGCCUUCUAUUCCAUUGUGGGACUCAGCAGCCUGGGGGCCCAGGUGCCAGAUGUAAAGAAAGCAUGCAGCUUCAUUAAGUCAAACCUGGAUCCCAGCAAUGUAGAUUCUCUUUUCUAUGCAGCACACUCCAGCCUUGCCCUCCCUGGUUGUGAGAUCUCCGUUUCAAACGAGACCAGAGACCUGCUUCUGGCAACGGUCAGCGAGGAUUCUUCUGUGGCCCAGAUUUACCAUGCAGUUGCAGCCCUCAGUGGCCUCGGCCUGCCCUUGGCUUCCCAAGAAGCACUCAGUGCUCUCACUGCUCGCCUCAGCAAGGAAGAGACUGUGCUAGCAACGGUCCAGGCUGUGCAGGCUGCGUCUCACCUGUCUCAGCAGGCUGAUCUGAGGAGCAUCGUGGAAGAGAUUGAGGAUCUGGUGGCUCGCCUGGAUGAACUGGGAGGUAUAUAUCUGCAGUUUGAGGAAGGACUAGAGACGACUGCAUUAUUUGUGGCUGCCACCUACAAGCUUAUGGAUCACGUGGGGACCGAGCCGUCUAUUAAGGAGGACCAGGUAAUCCAGCUCAUGAAUACCAUCUUCAGCAAGAAGAACUUUGAUUCCCUCUCCGAAGCCUUCAGUGUGGCCUGUGCAGCUGCUGCACUUGCCCAGAACCGUUACCACGUGCCAGUGGUGGUAGUACCUGAGGGCUCACCUUCCUACACUCAGGACCAGGCCCUCCUGCGGUUGCAAGUCACCAACGUUCUGUCCCAGCCUCUUACUCAGGCUUCAGUUCAGCUGGAACAUGCUAAAUCUGUUGCUUCCAGAGCCACAGUUCUGCAAAAGACCCCAUUUAGUUCUGCAGGGAAUGUUUUUGAACUAAACUUCGUGAAUGCCAAAUUACCCAGUGGUUAUUAUGACUUCUCUGUCAAAGUUGAAGGUGACAGCCGUUACAUUGCAAAUACAGUAGAGCUCAGAAUCAAGAUCUCCACUGAAGUCGGUAUCACAAAUGUCGAUCUUUCCACUGUGGACAAGGACCAGAGCAUUGCACCCAAAACGACACGAGUGACCUACCCAGCCAAAGCCAAAGGCACAUUCAUCGCAGACAGCCAUCAGAACUUUGCCUUGUUCUUCCAGCUGGUAGAUGUGAACACCGGGGCCGAACUCACUCCUCACCAGACAUUUGUUCGUCUUCACAACCAGAAGACGGGACAGGAAGUCGUGUUUGUCGCCGAGCCAGACAGCAAGAAUGUGUACAAGUUCGAACUGGAUACCUCUGAGAGAAAGCUGGAGUUUGACUCUGCAUCUGGCACCUACACACUGUACUUGAUUAUUGGAGAUGCCACUUUGAAGAACCCAAUCCUGUGGAAUGUGGCUGAUGUGGUCAUCAAGUUCCCCGAAGAGGAUGCUCCAUCAACUGUUCUGUCCAAGAAUCUAUUCACACCCAAGCAGGAAAUUCAGCACCUGUUCCGAGAGCCUGAGAAGAGGCCCCCCACGGUGGUGUCCAAUACGUUCACCGCCCUCAUCCUCUCACCUUUGCUGCUACUCUUUGCUCUGUGGAUCCGGAUUGGUGCCAACAUCUCCAACUUCAGUUUUGCUCCUAGCACGAUUAUCUUUCACCUGGGACAUGCUGCUAUGCUGGGACUCAUGUAUGUCUACUGGACUCAGCUCAACAUGUUCCAGACACUGAAGUACCUGGCUAUAUUGGGCAGCGUCACGUUCCUGGCUGGAAACCGGAUGCUUGCCCAGCAAGCAGUCAAGAGGAUCGCUGCAGAGCAGAGCAGUAGAUUGGCAAAAUAUAGGACACUACGAACAGCACAUUAGUUCCAAAAGAAAAGGGAAAUUCUAGAAGCUAAAUGAACAUCAAGAAAAGAAGUCAAGAACAGUUCACAGUUUGAAAAGAAGGGUGGAGAAAAAAAACAAAACAAAACAAUUUAGGGAAAAAAUCUAAAUAGUAAUCCUUUCUUUAUAUUUUUCUUUUUUAAAAAAAUGUUUUGACUUGUUUAUUUCACCAACACAGAACAGAUACCCUUAAGCCCAGGUAAUAAUCUCUUUCUUUGGCCUGGUGCCCUGGCAAGAUGCUGUGAAUCUUCCUAACUUACCCAAGAUACUGCUUUUGAAAAGCUGAAAUUUGGACUGUCUGUGUGGGAAUAAAGAAAAUAGAGGAUCUAAA